AUGGCCCGCCCCGCGCUGCCCAGCCAGGCGCUGCAGGCGCUGUGCUCCGCCGGCGGCUCCCUGGAGCAGGGCGAGCUGUCGCGGCGGCUGCCGGCCCCGGGUCCCAGCCUGGACAGCCUGUUGCUGACGGAGCCGGAGCGGUUCACGCUGGUGACCCGGCCGGGGCCCUGCUCGCCCGGCGGCCCGCCCCAGGAGCAGCGGGUGGUGGUGGCCACUAGCGCGGUGCGGCUGUGCCAGGAGCACGGCGCGCCGGGAGCCGGCUGCGGGGGCCAGUGCGGCCAGCUCCACAUCUGCCGGUACUUCCUGUACGGCAACUGCCGCUACCAGCGCACCAGGAAAGAAUGCAAGUUUGUUCAUAACUUUCAGUCAGAGCAUAACCUCCGUGUCCUAAAAAGACAUGGUCUUGAAAACUUAAAUGAUGAUGAGUUGCGUCAGCUCCUGCUUCAGAAUGAUUCUUCGCUCUUACCUGAGGUAUGCAUGCAUUAUAACAAAGGCGAUGGACUCUAUGGGUCUUGUACCUUCAAGAAGAUCUGCACCAAACUCCAUAUGUGCCAGUACUACUUGCAGGGCGAGUGCAGAUUUGGCAGUAGUUGCAAGCGAUCACAUGACAUUUUUAAUCUGGAGUGUUAUGAAAAACUGGAGAGGCGGGGAAUGAGCCCAAACCUGAUUGCCAAACUGCCCUCUAUCUUCAGGAACAUGUAUGACAUCAAAAAUGGCACCUCUUCACUAUGCAAAGCGAGAAGAGACAGUCUUAGUCAGGUGUCCCCGAAUACAAAUAGUAAUGAAGAAUUAGAUGAGAUCUGCUUGUUCUACAUACGGAAAAGUUGUAGCUUUCAAGAUAAGUGUAUCAGAGUUCAUUUUAAUUUGCCAUAUAGAUGGCAGAUCUUGGAAGGUGCCCUGUGGAAGGACUUGAAGGAUAUGGAGAAAAUUGAAAAGGCAUAUUGUGACCCCAGUAAUAUCAGAUUUUCAUACAGUGGCUUGCAGUAUAUAUCUUUUCAGAACAUGACCUAUGGCUCUGCCAAAGUUAGGCGCCUCUCCACAGCAUCGUCUGUGACCAAACCCCCUCACUUCAUUCUUACAACAGAUUGGCUUUGGUACUGGAAGGACGAAUAUGGUGUGUGGCGUGAAUAUGGAACAGAAGAUGAUGAUCAUGAUGCUUCCACUGUAUGCAGCAGUGAUCUGGAGCACGCUUAUCUAGCAAAAGUGUCUCCAACGUUGCAGUUCAAAGCUGGGAGACAUGAAUAUGAACUCAACUUUAAAGCCAUGAAUCAGAGAAACCUUCGCUAUAAGACACAGAGAGAGGUUUGCAGGAGACCCAAAUUCCUCUCCCCGCAAGACGUGGAAAAACGGAGAAUCAGUGGUGUUGAGCAUUCACAGGAAGAAUCCAUUCCAGCUCACUGGGACAAAUCAGCUUUACCAGAAUUGGGAUACAAGCUGAUCAAACUUCUCAGCUCUUCUGACGAAUACAAGAAGGUCCAGACUGACUUUCAGCGCACAAUGCCCAAAACAGUCAUUCAAGAGAUUCAGAGAAUCCAGAACCCGACUCUUUGGAAAGUGUAUCAGUGGCAGAAAGAGCAAAUGCAGAAGACUAGUGGAGGAAAGGAUGUGUGUGAAAGACUCUUAUUUCAUGGGACCAGUAAAAAGCAUAUCGAUGCCAUCUGCCAGCAGAACUUUGACUGGAGAAUCUGUGGUCUUCAUGGGACAGCUUAUGGCAAAGGAAGCUACUUUGCAAGGGAUGCAUCGUAUUCUGAUAACUAUAGCAAGACCGACUCAAACAUCAAGACCAUGUUUCUGGCUCGGGUCUUGGCGGGGGACUUUACCCUUGGUAGCUCUUCCUAUCUUCGUCCUCCCGCCAAGGACAGCGGAAACAAUUUCUAUGACAGCUGCGUGAACAGCCUUUCGAAUCCAUCUAUCUUUGUCAUCUUUGAGAAACAUCAGAUUUAUCCUGAAUAUCUGAUUGAAUACAUGGACCAGGCGGUGGCAACUGCUCUGUCAAUGGCUUCGCGUGCUUAUUUUCGGAAUUGACUUAACUGAGGAGAGUUUUUUGUUUAAUAAAAAUGUGCCCAGUAUGUUUUAGACACAUUUAGACUCUCCACCCUCUCCUUGUAACAGUAAGCAGGGGUGACUAUCUUAAGAAAUUUUAGAAAAGCCAUAGUAUUUUUAUGAGUUUUUAAAAUCCAGUCUUUAUUCCUAAAUUUCUCUAGUGGGGCUAACUUGUUUUUCCCACUGUUAGUCUGUUCUGGGGGAUUUAAUAAAUCCAGUAGAUGUUCAUAUGAUUCUUGCAAUGUGAGAUGAAGUAAUAGAAAAGCAGGUGGUUGUGAUGUCAUAUGAAAUUCUUCU
Molecule: messenger RNA, 2340 nt
Organism: Emys orbicularis (European pond turtle)
Lineage: Eukaryota; Metazoa; Chordata; Testudines; Emydidae
Product: protein mono-ADP-ribosyltransferase PARP12-like
Exons: 12
Coding region: 1-2025 (674 amino acids)
Cellular component (GO): nucleus
Molecular function (GO): NAD+ poly-ADP-ribosyltransferase activity; metal ion binding; NAD+-protein mono-ADP-ribosyltransferase activity
Source: RefSeq, a predicted model, not a curated record